CUACCACAUGAGAUUGGCCAUCUUCAGAGUCUGCUUACUUUUGCUGCUGAAGGCAAUCAGAUUGCGGGCUCAAUUGAUUUCAAUAUUUUCAUGAAUAUGUCUUCUCUGCAAACCUUAACACUAUGGCGUAACAAAUUCACGGGGAACCUUUCAAGGGAUGUCGGGAAUAUUACCAUGCUAACAGAGCUACAUCUCCAUGAAAACCAUUUUACAGGUACAACAGAGUAAUUUUCAUGUAAAUUGUCUAUUUAGCUACAGUUUUGAAAUCUCAUGUUUUGCAGGGCUUAUUCCCACUGAAUUUGGCCAACUUUAUUUGGAGUCAUUAUUACUACAGUCGAACAGCUUGAGUGGUUCGAUUCCACAUGAGCUCUUUAACAUUUCAACUCUUCGGAUGCUUGCACUUGGCGACAAUGCUCUGUCAGGGGUUCUUCCAACCCAUUUAUGCCAUGCCUCUCCCUUUCUUGAAAGAUUGAUUCUUGGCAUAAAUUCUAUCACUGGAGCAAUACCCAACACUAUUUCUAACUGUUCUCGACUCACAAUUCUCUCAAUUCCUGAAAACAAAUUCAGUGGUUAUAUACCUACUCAUCUCGGAAACCUAAGACUUCUCCAAUUUCUUUCUAUAUUCGGCAACAAUCUUACCCAGGCACCAUCUUCUUCCUUCUUUACUUCAUUGACAAAUUGCAGGUCUCUAAUUGGUUUCGAUAUUUCUGAUAAUCCUCUAAAUGGUGUCAUUCCAGCUUCUGUCGGGAACUUAUCUUCCUCACUUCAAACAUUCGCUGCCGACAACUGCAAAUUCAGUGGCAGCAUUCCUGUUGAAAUAGGCAAUUUAAGCAGUUUGAUUACAUUGUAUUUGCCACGCAAUGAGUUAUCUGGUAAUAUUCCACUAACUAUAAGCCAUUUGCAUGAACUUCAAGGAUUAUAUCUGCUUGAUAACAUGCUGGGAGGCUCAAUACCACAUGCUAUAUGUGAUCUAUUCAGCCUCAAUACUUUAGUUAUGAGCUAUAAUCAAUUUUCAGGCCCAAUUCCUAAAUGUCUAGGGAAUGUCUCUUCUUUAAGAAAUCUUGGUCUAGACUCCAACAUUUUGAAUUCUAGCAUACCAUCAAGCUUAUGGGGCCUAAAAGAUUUGAUCAAUCUAGACUUGUCCUCAAAUUCAUUAAAUGGGUCACUACCUCUAGAGAUGAAUAACUUAGGAGCAGCGAUCUAUAUAAAUAUAGCAAUGAAUCAGUUGUCAGGGUCAAUUCCGAGGAAUAUCGGAAAGUUACAGAAUUUGGCUAAUCUGUCUUUGGCAAAUAAUAGACUAGAAGGUUCUAUUCCUGUGUCUAUGGGAAGCAUGAUCAAUUUGGCAAAUCUCGACUUGUCGUACAACAAUCUCUCUGGUUCAAUUCCAAAGUCUUUAGAAGCACUUCAACACCUCGACUACUUUAAUGUCUCUUUCAAUAGUUUAAGUGGAGAAAUUCCUAAUGGAGGUUCUUUUAGAAACUUCACUAUGGAUUCUUUUAAGGGUAAUGAGGCAUUGUGUGGAAUCCCCAAGUUCCAUGUCCAAAUUUGCUCUUCAAUUUCUAAUCACAGAUCAAAGAGAAAGAAGGUGGAACGAGCUUCAUUUAUUGUUUUCGGGGUUGUGGCUUUCAUCUCAGUUGUUUGUUUGGCCUUUAUAAUUGUCAAAAACAAAAGGAAAGAUAAGACGACUAGAGAAGUUGAUGAGUUGAUAUUCAUUGUGCCGGAAAGAAUCUCUUAUUAUGAAUUGCUGCAAGCAACGGAAAGAUUCGAUGAAAGCAAUUUACUUGGCACUGGGAGUUCCUGCUCUGUUUAUAAAGGAAUUCUUAACAAUGGGAAGGAUAUCGUUGUCAAGGUGUUUAACAUGCAGCUAGAAUGUAUUUCAAGAAUAUUUGAUGUCGAAUGUGAGAUACUACGUAGCAUUCGACACAGGAAUCUGACAAGCGUCAUAAGCAGUUGCUCCAAUGAAGAGUUCAAGGCAUUAGUACUUGAAUAUAUGCCAAAGGGAAACCUUGAAAAAUGGUUAUAUUCCCACAACUAUUGCUUGAAUAUGAUGGAAAGAUUGAAUAUAAUGAUUGAUGUUGCAUCUGCUUUGGAGUAUCUUCACCAUGGUUAUUCAAUGCCCAUUGUACAUAGCGACUUGAAGCCUAGUAAUGUGCUGUUAGAUGAAGACAUGGUUGCCCAUGUAAGUGACUUUGGGAUAGCAAAAUUGUUAUGCGAUGGAGAUAGCUCUGUGUUAACCAACACGCUAGCAACAUUGGGUUACAUCGCUCCAGGUGAAGUUUCUCUGAAUAUAUUGAUUGCACUUCACUUUCAAUCAAUUAAUUGUGGCUUCCUUACUGAAUACUCCAUGAUUUUUGUUGUUCCAGAGUAUGGUUUGGAAGGGCUAGUUUCAACAAGGUGUGAUGUGUAUAGCUACGGGGUGAUGUUGAUUGAAACUUUUACGAGAAAAAGGCCUAGUGAUGAUAUGUUUUGCGGAGAUAUGAGCUUAAAGAGAUGGGUAGAACUCUCACUUUCGGAGAUCCCAAAUGAAGUGAUAGAUGCCAACUUAGUCAGGAAUUUGGAGGACGAAAUGAUUGGCAAGAAUAUGCAGUGUGUAUCAUCCAUACUUGAAUUGGCUCUUAAAUGUUCUGCCGACUCUCCCAGGGAUAGAAUCAACAUGAAACAAGCACAUGCAGAGUUGCAGAAAAUUAAACACCGACUUUCCCAAUGAGAUUCAAGGAACCAAGUUGCUGACAUUAUGGCAAAUCCAAAUACUCUGACCGGUUGGUGGAAUCAUGCUAUUCCCUUGAUUGAGGAAGCCGUUCAAAAGGAUAUUCAUAUCCCAAAUUUCUAUCGCAAAGUUAGCUACUGAUGUCUUCUUCUUUUGGUGGCUUUGAUGAGGCAUGUAGUGUUGAAGAUUUUGAAGAGGCAGUAGAUGCUAAUUGGGGUGAGGCACUGGAUAGUGGUGAGGUGGAUGACAUAAUGAAUGGAAAAUUUGGCUUGGUCCUUUUGUUGGUUUUUGCUAUCAUUGUUAAUUUGUUCUUCUUGUUUCUGCUUUUUUUUUUCUCGUUGUAAUAGACGAGUACUCUUUUUCCUUUACUGGUAUUUUUUUCAUUGGAUUUUCGCCAGAAAUGUUUUAAUGAGGCUCGGCCCUUAGUUAGCGACUUUGUGCUUUCAAGGGUUUGUUAGCGACUUUGUGCUUUCAAGCGUUUGUUAGGUUUUCUUAUUCCAAAUAUAUAACUGAGUUAGCAAAGUCAUGUUAUCUAGUAUGUUGAUAGAAAUUUUAUUUCUAUUUAUUAUCA
Molecule: messenger RNA, 3278 nt
Organism: Salvia miltiorrhiza (redroot sage)
Lineage: Eukaryota; Viridiplantae; Streptophyta; Magnoliopsida; Lamiales; Lamiaceae
Product: receptor kinase-like protein Xa21
Exons: 2
Coding region: 197-2707 (836 amino acids)
Biological process (GO): protein phosphorylation
Molecular function (GO): protein kinase activity; ATP binding; protein binding
Source: RefSeq, a predicted model, not a curated record